GCCGACCACGGAGCGCAGCUCAUGUGGAAGGCGGCGAGGAACGGGGACCCGGGAGGCUACGCCUACCUCGCGUGGAUGCAUCACAACGGGGACGAGCGCGCCAAAGGCGGCGGAAAGCUGGCCUCCCGGAGGGAGGGCGACCUCAGGGCGAUGGCGUACGCGCUCUGGGGGAUGGAGCGGGUGGAGGGGACCAACGUCGGGAGAGGAAUUCCCGGUGUGGAUUUUCACCACUCAUCAUCCGCAUGCCCUUCCGCGGUGUGCAUCAAAACUAUGGUGGCCCUAUCCACCGAGAAUGGUAGGAGGCCUGUCCACUGGGACAUCAAGCAGGCGUACACACACGCCAAGCUGAAGGAAGAAAUCUACCUGAGGCUUCCAGACGGUUGUGGUGUUUGGACUGGCACGGCGGUGAAAGUCGAGCGUGCUCUGUAUGGACUCAAGCAGAGUGGGCGCGAGUGGGGGGUGGACCCCUGCAUUUUCCGCAAGGUGGUUGACGGAGAAGUCGUAGGUCUCAUCGUGAUCUACGUGGAUGACAUCAUGUUGUCCGCGACCGAGGAGGAGCGUGAAGAGUUGCUAGCGUCUCUCCAGAAGAGAUUCCCUGUGAAGGAUCUAGGAGAUUGUACCUGGUACGAUGGGUGUGCCAUUGAGGUGGACCUUGAGAAUGGUACCACCAAGCUGUCCCAGACGGCUUAUAUCGAGAGCAUGCUCAACCGCUUCAAUGUCACGACCACUGCUCCCACGCCCGCUGUCGUCGACGAUGACCUAGGGCCGAAGAGAGACGACGAGUCCUCGUUGCUGUUCACGACGCCGGACGUCGCGCUGCCUUUGAACAAGCUGCAGAAGAUCGCCCACUCACCCACCGAGAGGAUGUGGAACGCGCUUGUGCGGAUCAUGUCCUACCUCAACGAGACGAAGGACCUCGGGAUCACCUACGUCCGCGGAUCAGGGCUAGACCUAGACGUGUUCGUCGAUUCUAGUUACGCCGACAGCACCGUUGACAGGCGUUCGACGACGGGGCUAGCCGUGACUGUAGGUGGGACCGUAGUGUGCGCAUCCACCAAGACACAGCCAGUGACGGCUCAGUCGACCACGGAGGCAGAGUAUAUUGCAGCCGGGGAGGGCGUGAAGGAAGCGUUGUUCGUGCGUGGUGUUCUGUCGUUCAUUGCGCCCGAGACGAGCGGUGCCACGAUCAGGAUCUGUGAGGACAACGAGGGGGCUCUCGCGUUGGUGCAGAACCCUUUCAGCUCGGCGAGGAGCAAGCAUAUCGACGUGCGGUUCCACUUCAUCCGCGAGCUCUUCAAGGCGGGCAAGAUCACCGCAGAUUAUGUCUCGACAGAAGAGCAGCACGCCGAUAUGCUGACCAAGGUCCUUGGUAGGGGCAAGUUGGAGUACCACCGGUAG
This is a messenger RNA of Ectocarpus sp. CCAP 1310/34, 1398 nucleotides long. The record is from the annotation of a GenBank genome assembly. NCBI's taxonomy places the organism in Eukaryota, Phaeophyceae, Ectocarpales, Ectocarpaceae.